Molecule: messenger RNA, 1557 nt
Organism: Parastagonospora nodorum SN15
Lineage: Eukaryota; Fungi; Ascomycota; Dothideomycetes; Pleosporales; Phaeosphaeriaceae
Exons: 2
Coding region: 1-1557 (518 amino acids)
Molecular function (GO): copper ion binding; oxidoreductase activity
Source: RefSeq, a predicted model, not a curated record
AUGCACACUCCGUGGUCGGACGGUACUCCAGACAUAUCGCAGAGAGCUAUUCAGCCAAACGCCACCUUCACAUAUCGAUGGCAAGCCGACGCAUACGGGAGCUACAUGUACCAUGCGCACAGUCGUGGGCAGAUCGAGGACGGCGCAUACGGGCCAAUUAUCAUCAGGCCAAAGGAAGGCAUACCCAAGCCUUUUGAUCAAAUCGACGGCGCUAAAUACGAAGAGCUGGACGCCGCUGAACAGGAUGUACAACCUGUUAUGCUCACAGAUUGGCGGCAUCGCACGUCCGAGCAAACAUGGAACGACCAGCUUGCAUCCGGGGUGGAAAGCGCCGCCUGUAUGGAUUCCGUGCUCGUCAAUGGUAGAGGCGCAGCUGAAUGUCUAUCGCGACAAGACAUUGAGAAAUUCAUGCAUCCUGGCAUAGCACCUUUGAUGAAAGCUAGGGGAUUGCGACUCACAGACAAAGGUUGUGUCCCUCCCGAGUACUACCAGAUCACACUUGGUAACGACUCCGCUGUCAACCUUGGUAGUAUCGCACCAGAAGUGUUUAAUGUAUGUACUCCCAGUCAUGGCUCCCGUGCCGUGGUCACUGCGCCGCUCGAGAAGAACUGGUUUGCGUUAGAUCUCAUCUCCACUGCUGGAAUUGACACUUUCGCCUUCAGCAUUGAUGAACAUCCAAUGUGGGUGUACGCUGUGGAUGGUCAUUACAUCGAGCCCAUGAAAGUUGACGCUCUGACCAUCGCGAACGGAGACCGAUAUUCGGUAUUCAUUCGACUUGACAAAGAGAGAGGUAACUAUGGCAUGCGAGUAGCUUCCAUAGCCGCGACGCAGAUUAUUGGCACGACCGCUGUUCUAUCGUACAACGGAGAAUACUACCACGAUCGCUUCAAGAACAGUACGGAGGUUGUUACUUCCAUGCCCUAUAUCGACCUCCGCGGUGCGCUCGUAUCGCAAGACUUCACAAUGUUCAACGAAAGUCUGCAAAGGUCCUUCCCUCCUCAGUUCCCACAACCACCACCCAAGGUCGAUCAGACGGUCAUUUUCAACAUGGGCACCAGCGGCAAAACCUACACCUGGGCGCUAAACUCCACGCAUCCCUUUCCUCUAGACUCGGGUGAGGCGGCAUCGCCUAUGCUCUACGAUCCGCCCACGCUUAGCAACAGCAGUCUCACAGUGACAACAAAGAACAACACCUGGGUCGACCUGAUCUUCAUCACUCAUCAGCUCUUUGCGCCUCCGCACACAAUGCACAAGCACUCCAACAAGGCCUUUGUUCUCGGGUACGGCGACGGUGUUUUCAAUUGGACCACGGUGGCCGACGCCGCAGCUGCCAUGCCACAGAACUUCAAUCUCGUCACACCUCCCUACCGAGAUGGGUUUGUCGUACCGGCAUCCAAACAAAAGCCAACAUGGCUUGCAGUCAGAUAUCAUGUCGUCAAUCCCGGCGCCUUUAUGCUGCACUGCCACAUUCAGAAUCAUAUGAGCGGCGGCAUGGCCAUGACCAUACUGGACGGGAUCGAUGAAUGGCCAGAAGUGCCCGAGAACUGUAGGAACUAA